Molecule: messenger RNA, 1081 nt
Organism: Coffea eugenioides
Lineage: Eukaryota; Viridiplantae; Streptophyta; Magnoliopsida; Gentianales; Rubiaceae
Product: putative transcription factor bHLH086
Exons: 5
Coding region: 1-1005 (334 amino acids)
Biological process (GO): regulation of DNA-templated transcription
Molecular function (GO): protein dimerization activity; DNA-binding transcription factor activity
Source: RefSeq, a predicted model, not a curated record
AUGGAACUUGUCAAAGACCAUGCACCUAAAAAGUCUACUUUGUGCUUAAUUCGGCCCCAUCCACAUUAUGAAAAUGAUCAGUUUAGAGAAGUUUCACAGAAUGCUUUCCCAGGGCUUUACAAGAUUGAAGAGGGCAGCAACUCAGAUAAAUCCACAGGAAUCCCCAGGAACUUUGGUGUGACUAGCCCUUCUUCACUUUCCAGUCCAAGCAGCACGAAUUCUGAUGGAUUAGGAUAUCAACAAGGCAUAAAAACUCUACCUGAGGAUGGGAAUUCUGUGAUCAACUUCAGAGGUGUUUAUGGUGACUUCGCAAAUGCGGGUGGAUCUUUGCUCAGUUUUGAUCAUUCUCAGAACUCUUUUCCCAGAAUAAUUACUACCCAAGAUGAUUACUCAGUUUGGGAAGACAAUUUGCACUUCAAUUACCAGAACCAGCUGAAUAAUGCAAGGUGCAGUACCCCGAAUCCCCGGCUGUUGGAGAAUUCCAACAAUAACCAAUCCUCCAGCAGCUAUGCAUCCACAAGUAAUGGGGUCCCAUUUGGAUGGCAUAGCACAGAAGUCAAUGCAAAUGCCAGCAAGAAUAAUAGCAUCCAGGAUCUUGGAAGACAAGAGGCUUGCACGAGUGCUAAACGUCCCUAUACGGAAGAGAGCACACAAGCAUUGAAGAAGCAGUGCGCAUCUGUUACAAAGACUACGGCCCUCAAAUCAAAGUCAACCCCAUCAAAGGACCCACAAAGCGUUGCAGCCAAGAAUCGGAGAGAACGUAUUAGCGAGAGGCUCAAGAUACUACAAGAUCUUGUCCCAAAUGGCUCCAAGGUUGAUUUAGUAACCAUGUUAGAAAAGGCAAUCAGUUAUGUCAAGUUUCUUCAGUUGCAAGUGAAGGUUUUGGCUACAGAUGAGUUUUGGCCAGCUCAAGGUGCAAAAGCUCCCGACCUUUCUCAAGUAAAAGAAGCCAUAGACGCCAUCCUUGCAUCUCAAAGAGACAGGAACUCGAGCUCAUCAAAGUGAUAUAUAGUAGAAUCUUCAAAUUGAUUGAGGAGAAGAAGAUGAAGAAGAAAAAGCAACUAUAGAUUUGAAGAAUAAC